AUGGAAUGGGAUUGGGGAGUCCCCAACCAGACCCAAGCUGGUCCUGUCCUGGGGGACCUGCUGGGGGACCACGUGGAGGGAAGAAACAGCAGCAACUCCACCAGGGCCCUGAAGCUUCUGGAUGGGACCAGUGCCGCUUGGUAUAUCCUCACCAUCUUUGGCAUCUACGGAGUGAUUUUCCUCUUCCGAUUGGCCAGCAACAUCCUCAGAAAGAACGAAAAGUCCUUGGAAGACAUUUAUUACUCCAAUCUGACAUUUGAAUUUGAAAAGAAAAGGCUCCAGAGCAAGGCAGCCAGAUGCUCUUCACUGACCAUUAGCAACAGAGCUGUCCUGCAGCCCAAGCAGGCCAGCCCGGAGACAAAGGGUAGGAACAGCAGCCCCCACACUGAAAUCCAAGAGAUCCCUUGA
Budorcas taxicolor (takin) is the source of this 408-nucleotide messenger RNA. RefSeq names its product small integral membrane protein 34 (gene SMIM34). Bases 1 to 408 code for a protein of 135 amino acids. The record is from RefSeq and is a predicted model, not a curated record. NCBI's taxonomy places the organism in Eukaryota, Metazoa, Chordata, Mammalia, Artiodactyla, Bovidae. The transcript is spliced from 2 exons.